AAACAUUCUUCUCAUACUUUUAGUUGUGUGCACUUAUCAGUAAAACUUGAAAACAGGAUUUUUUUUUGCUACAACCAGCACUAGCAGCACAUUUACUGAUAAAGUUAUCAGACCUGAAGGAGGAGUAGGAGGCGUAAACGCUGCGAUCACCUGCAGGAACAAACACCUGCAGUUUCCAAAGCUCCCACUGCUGCAGAUCCGCUGCUGUGUUUCAGACAGAGUCGGUGCAGGAGUCCGGGGCUCCUCCCUGUUUGCUCCUCAUUGGCUCCAUGCUUUUCCCCCAAACACGUGUCGGUGCAGCUCCUCCUGUCUGCCAUGACUUUUACUGUGGGAGUUUGUCCCCAGUCAUAUGUCUCAUCACUGUACACGUUGAAGGAGUUCGUUUCCUUCAGUGAAGAUUGUGGUGAAAUAAUGUUAUGAAAACUAUCCUGGAACUUAUUUUAAAAUGGCACUCGCCUUCACUGCAUUGGGAAACUACAGAUAUCCGUUCACCGUUGCCGGCAUCAGGGAAAACCCGGUCUAGAUUUAUUCCUUUUUGCUCAAUUAUUGUUUGGAAACAUCAAAUUUUUUCUGUCUCUGUUUCAUCAUUUUUUUUCUGCUGUGGUUAAAACUUGAGGGGAGUUUCGCGCACAUGAAGGCAGGAGAGGAGUAAAAAAAAAAAAAGCUUUUUUUUUUCCGGGACCAAAAGAACACCUGACGCUGUUCUGAGCUCCAAACUUCCAGCGGUAUGACGCUGGGAAACGUGUCCAGUUCUGACAGCUCGUCAGCGGUCAGCUUCUGCUCCUGCUGCGGUGCCAAGAUGGUUCCUUACUUCAGCGAUGACGCUGUGGUGACGAAAAAUCAAAUUAACCAACUCAUCAGUGAGAGCUUCCUUACAGUGAAAGGUGCAGCUCUCUUUCUUCCCAGGGGAAACAGCCCCACACCGAACUCUGCACCUUCUAUCAGCCAGCGCAUGAACAAGCAUGCAGGUGAUCUCCAGAAACAUCUCCAGACCAUGUUCACUGUGCUGCGACCAGAGGACACCAUCCGACUGGCUGUUCGUCUGGAGAGCUCUUACCCUCAGGUUACCCGGUACAUGGUGGUGGUCUCCACCAAUGGGAGGCAGGACACGGAGGAGAGCAUCGUGCUGGGGAUUGAUUUCCUCUCCUCUGAUAGCUGCUGUACUGUGGGUCUGGUUCUACCUCUGUGGAGCGACACUCUGAUCCACUUGGAUGGAGAUGGAGGCUUCAGUGUGUCAACGGUGAACAGGGUUCAUAUCUUCAAGCCAGUUUCUGUGCAGGCCAUGUGGUCGGCACUGCAGUCCCUCCACAAAGCAUGUGAGGUUGCUCGCUGCCAUAACCAUUACCCAGGCAGCCUGUUUAUGACCUGGAUCAGCUACUACCAGAGUAGGGUCUCCUCUAAUCAGCUGUGCAUCAACGAGUGGAACGCCAUGCAGGACGUCGAGUCCCACCGUACAAACUCGCCCGUCCCCUUCACAGACGUGCCCACAGAGAGGGAGCGCACAGAGAAGCUGAUCAAAAUGAGGCUCAGGGAGAUCAUGAUGCAGAAAGACCUGGAGAACGUCACCUGUAAAGAGAUCCGAACAGAGCUGGAGAUGCAGAUGGUUUGUAACCUGAGGGAGUUCAAAGAGUUCAUAGACAACGAGAUGAUCGUCAUCCUGGGACAGAUGGACAGUCCCACCGAGAUCUUUGAUCAUGUCUAUCUGGGCUCUGAAUGGAACGCCUCUAAUCUGGAAGAGCUGCAGAGUAGUGGAGUGCAGUACAUACUGAACGUGACCAGGGAAAUAGACAACUUCUUCCCCGGCAUGUUCGAGUACCACAACAUCAGAGUGUAUGACGAGGAGGCCACCAACCUGCUGGAGUACUGGAACGACACCUACAAAUUCAUCACUAAAGCCAAAAAAGCCGGUGCCAAGUGUCUGGUUCACUGUAAGAUGGGUGUGAGCCGCUCGGCCUCCACCGUCAUCGCCUACGCCAUGAAAGAAUACGGCUGGGACCUGGACACCGCCUUUAACUACGUCAAAGAGAGACGCUCCGUCACCAAACCAAACCCGUCCUUUAUGAAACAGCUGGAGGAGUAUCAGGGAAUUUUGCUCGCCAGCAAACAAAGGCAUAAUAAGCUCUGGCGUUCUCACUCUGACAGCGACCUAUCAGAUCACCCGGAGUCAAUAUGCAAAACGUCCUCAUCCCCCAACAACAACAACAACAACACAUCGACUCCCUCCUUGCAAGACUUCCUGGGCGUCGCCGUGCUGCAAGUGCUUGCUGCCGAGCCCCAAAACUCUGCCAAGUCUGAGUCGACACACACCUCUGACUCAGAGUGUGACGACCUCCUCCUGCUUCCUCUUCCUCCACCUCAAGCUGCCACUGUAGUCCCAGAGGAAAGACUGGACAAUUCAGCAAGCGUGGCUGUCACCGUGCCCGUCUCUGUUGUUCCCCACCCACCGCCCUCGCUCCACAUCCUGCCUCCAACUCCCGAACUCCAGCGCGUUCGCCGGUCACCUCCCAGACAUCUGUCGCUCUCAGAGCCUCAACACAAACCUUUCAGUCUGCACGACAGAGGCAGCUCAGAGGAAAUCUCUCCCCUCACUCUGGGGUCCGCUGAGUCGGACGUUCUCGACCAGUCGUCGUCUGAACUGACAAGUGACAAACACAGUCCUCUCAGCCUCGCAGACACCACACCUCCUCCACUGGUUCUCCCUCUGCCUCCCAGUGAUGACAACAACAACCCCAGUCAGUUAGACACGGCCGACGACUUCGACAGCCGCGCAGACGCCGACAGCUCGUCCGACCACAGCGAAGACUGCAUCGACUUUUUCAGUGCCAGGGAAAGGUUUCUGGGCUUGUCUCAGGAUGGCAGAGCUCGGACACUGUCAGAGCAGUCGCUGCAGAGGGCGCCGAUGUCACAGGAGGAGAAUGGAGAAAUGGAUGAUAAAGAUGAAGAAGAGCAGGAGACUAAGAGUCAGGUGUCUCCGCUGUCUGAAGAUAGUGAUGACACAGCCAGUGACCAAGCGCCUCAGUCUCAAGAUAAAAGCAUAUCAGUUCGCCAUAUUGUUACUGAGAUCGAAGCCAUUAGUCAUCCACCUACUCCGUCCACCUCGCCAUCACUCCUUCCAUCAUCUCUCAGCCCACAGCUAACCCCCGUGGAAUGUCAGGAGGAGGCAGAGUCCGGCAAAGUCUCCUUGGACUCCGCCACUCCACCUUUGCAGCCACCUUCUCCCUCAGUGCUGCCCUGCGACUGGCCAGUGGGCUCGGUGCGACGAGCCACCGAGCAACUGGAGCAGAAGCUGAGGCAGCAGGAAGUGGAACUGUCUGCGUCUCAGCGAUCGCCGCUGCACUCGCCCAGUGCUGAGCAUCCGCCUGUCAGACUGUCCCCGUCCCCGUCCUCCCCCAGAGCUCAGCAUCCUCCUCUUGACCCCCCCAGCCCCUCCGCACAACAAAGAACCGCUCAGGGAGAGAUCACAGCUCUAUCUGAUGAAGAGAAUCAUACAGGGUCAAAACGUGAGCGACAAAGACCCACCACCUCAGGCACAACCAAACUCCCAGACCCCGAACCCCUGUGUACCAUAAACUCAAACAAUAACCCAGCCUCUGAUGCUGAACCUAUCACUGUGCAAACACCUGUACAUAGCCAUAUGUUGACAUCAUCACUGGCCUCCACACCUGAGUCAGCAGAACAAUCUCUAUAUACCUCUCCUGACAUCAAGACCCUGCCCCAGGACUGCUCAGUUCAGAUGAGUCUGGACGGAGCAACAGUGCAGGAGUCGGAUACAGAUGAAACGCCGCCAUCUGGUGUGUCUGGAGGCAAACAAAAAGGCUGCGUCCCCGGCUGUGAAGCCCAGACCAAACUGGCCCGCAGCACUCAGGAGCUCCAGAGGAUUCAGCAGACGCUCAGAGAGCUGCAGGAGUUCCUGCACGAGGGCGCUGCCCUGCAGAUGACAGACGGCGCAGCGGAGGAACUAGAACAGCCUCAGGGCCAGAGAGACGUUAUGGCCUCAGAGCCAGGACCUUGUAGAAGGACAGGUUCUGAACAGAGCCAUGCAGAUUCUCUGGAAUUAGGACAGCCUCCCCAAAAUAGACAAAAAGAAAAUAGUUUUCAAGCAACUGGGCUGCAGAGAGCCAUGGAUCUGGAGGCCCGUAUCCGCCAGGCGGGUCUGACGCCCCCUUCUCUAAUGAAGCGCUCGGCCUCUUUGGCCAAACUGGACUGUCUGGAACUGUCAACUCAUGACCUCAGCGACUUGGACCUGAGACCACACGUUAGGACGACGUCGACACUGUCCCAGGACUCCAUCGUCUCCGCAUCCUUGUCUCACCCCGACGACUCCUGGAAGAAACAGAAGGUCCUCACUGGAAACAUUCGUGCCCAAAAGACGGGCGCGUCCCACGACGAGUCGUCCGCACAACUCUCCUCAGGUGCUCGCCGUCCCAAAGAAGACGCGCCCGAUAGGGAGGACGCAGCCGCGUCUCGACAGCAGGGGAGGGGACACUCAACCAGACGCUCUCGCAAAGCCUCUGCUGAGAAGAAGCCUCGAGCCGCGGCCGUGCUUUACAACACCAUGUGACCUCACAGAGUGGACUGGAACAGACGUGACUGUGCUCCUGUGUGUGUGUGUGUGACAGAGAGGGAAAGGCUGCAUGACGGGUAUGAACGAGCGGGCGUUGUGUAACUGUAUGUAAGUAGUGGAUGAUCAUGAACUUUAGAAAAAUGUCUGCAUGUAAACAAACCACUGGAUGUGUCGUCUCAACUGGAGUCGAGUUUUUUUUCAUGGUAGGUUAUUAAAUAUGAAUGUCCACGCAAAGACUGAACAAAUGCAUUACUGUAUGCACUCCGGAACAUUUCUGUCCCUUUUUUUAAAAUAUUGUUUUUCAGCGUCGGACCCUCCGUGUGACGUCGGAGCGGCUUCUCUCCAAAUAUGCACUUUACUGUUUCGAUAUGUUUUGUUUUAUUUGGGAUCUGUUUCUUACCCUGGGAGAGAAUUUGUUUGCACUGAUCUCAGUCGACUCGUCUCUUGUCUUUAUUCAAAUUUUUAACUGUACCAGGACGAAGCUGUGUUUUUUAAAUUCAGUUCUUUAGCAGCAAAUAAACAUGUUGAGUUUG
This is a messenger RNA of Cynoglossus semilaevis (tongue sole), 5097 nucleotides long. RefSeq names its product slingshot protein phosphatase 2a (gene ssh2a). Gene Ontology annotation, biological process: protein dephosphorylation; negative regulation of actin filament polymerization. The coding region runs from base 728 to 4561 and encodes 1277 amino acids. The transcript is spliced from 15 exons. The record is from RefSeq and is a predicted model, not a curated record. Lineage: Eukaryota; Metazoa; Chordata; Actinopteri; Pleuronectiformes; Cynoglossidae. Gene Ontology annotation, molecular function: actin binding; phosphatase activity.